ACCCUUAUUCUUUCGGAUGCGUGAAACUGCCUAGGUAGUUGUAGUAUACGAACUCUAUCUACUCUUCAAGAGAUAUAAUAGGAAAUUUCUUGAAUAACAACUAUAAAUCGUUUACCCGAUAAUCAUUUGUAAAGGCAUAGUUGAGUAUGUAUAAUCUUAAAGGGCUCAUUCUCAUGGCGGGGUAGGCUCCUACGCAAUUCUCCAAGAUUACCACGCCACAUAAAAAUGCUUCGGACUUUCAAUUAUCUUCAUCGCACGACAUAAUUAAAAAGCAAAGGAUGACAUCUACCAGUACUCCAAUUAGUUAUCCCGACGAAACCCAUAUGCAAGGACGGCAAGUGACAGUGCCGAACAUAUCAUCACGCAGGUCGGCAUGCGAUCGUUGCAAGGGACAGAAGCUAAGAUGCUUACGGGAGCCUGGACAAGAGCGUUGUGGUCGGUGUGCGCGGGCAGAUGCUGAAUGCCUCACUACGCCUGCUUUUCGUAUCAAAUAUUACUCGGGAGACAAUAAUACCGGGUCUGGAUCUCGCAAACGACCGCGACGAGAUAUUGAAGGAGAACCUGAUCCGAUCAGGGAUGCUGACCAGGCAAUUGACACAUCACUAUCCGGUGUGUUUGCGGAUCCCAGCGAUGCGCCAAGCACGGUGGCGUUUCCUCAUGGGAUAAGCGAAUCGUGGGACUCUCCUGUGUACACAUCAAUUUUCGACGACAAUUUCAACGGGGAUCUAGUUUCCUCGGUUAUUGAAUUUGAUGAAACGAAUAUAUCUUUGAACACACCAGUUGGGAAAAGCCUUUCAUCAAUCUCUCAGCCCAACCCUUCAUCGACAGAGCUGGUCUGCUUACAAGAAUGGGAUACCAGUCGAGAAUGCGCUAUACCGGUUUCAUCAAAAAGCAAUACCGUCACACAAGAUACGGGUAGUAACGGCACCACCGAAGAUAUCCAUAUAGAACAACGACUUUCUAAGAUAAAUCUCAAUUUGGUUACACUAUUGAGUCGCAUUAGUCAGGGCCCUCCUACCGUAACUGUCAGUAUGCUUGUUUCAGCAGCCGAUGGGUCCACAAAUCGCACACUGGCUCCAAUACAUUGCGUGCUGACAAACACACGCGAGUUUGUCGAUAUUCUGAGCGUGCUUUCGGAGGCAAAUCAGCCACCAACCGCCUCACAAUUAUCUAAUGGAUGUCCUCCAAGGAUUCGAGGACCAAGAUCCAGCAACGAUGCAUGUUCCCCAACCUCCAUAAAUGAGAAUUCCUUAUACUUGCCAGGAGACAGCUUAGCACUGGUAGACACAUCGCCUCUAUCGACGCUAGACGGCGAAUCCGCAACCGACUUAGACGCUCCAACACUAAUGCUUAUACUCACGUCUUAUAUACACAUUACACGAUUAUACCUUAUCAUUUUUACCCAUUGUCACGAGUUUCUCGAAAGUAUUGCGAGAAGCGAAGACGCUUAUCUAUGUCCAAUCCCAGGUAUCAACUUUAGCGAUUUCCCGCUUCAAUCAGGCAAUCUUCAAUCCAUGAUGUUCAUCCAAAUCGUCGUAAAUCUAUUUGAGAGAAUGGAGAGUUUGCUUGGGAUACCACGUCAAUUUCGGAUCGGGACGCGGGGGAAGGACAACGGCGGCCUGCUAACUGGAGACGACUUUUGCGGAGUCGUUAGAAUGAUGAUCGAUAAAGAGGAGCUCGUGUGUCAACCUGAACUGGGAAAGGGUGGUGUUAAAGUAUUACGGAAGUACAUCGAGAAUUCGAAGCGGCUCCUACUCGAAAGCAUCGCGCCCUAGAGUUACUCAACAGGUGUUAGUACGAAACAUUUUUCGUGCGCAAUCUAAUGUCGAAGGGCGAGAUGCGCAACGAAUGUGAUGAACGAUUGUUUUGGGAUAUGAAAAGAUGCGACAGACA
Hypoxylon trugodes is the source of this 1893-nucleotide messenger RNA. RefSeq lists its product as uncharacterized. Gene Ontology annotation, biological process: regulation of DNA-templated transcription. The transcript is spliced from 4 exons. Gene Ontology annotation, molecular function: DNA-binding transcription factor activity, RNA polymerase II-specific; zinc ion binding. Lineage: Eukaryota; Fungi; Ascomycota; Sordariomycetes; Xylariales; Hypoxylaceae. Bases 279 to 1775 code for a protein of 498 amino acids. The record is from RefSeq and is a predicted model, not a curated record.